GAUGAGAACUCUUCUCCUUCUUGUAUUCCUGAUCUCAAACUAUGAUUAUCAGGUAAACUGUAAACAAGAAGAUCCUACUGAAGACAUUCUGGAGGAUGGAAACAGUCUUCAGAAGCGAGAAGAAGGUCCUGGCUAUACUUUAAGGAUUCUUAAACGUUCUCAGGUGGUUGACGAUGACCUCGAGGAAGAUCCAGAAGGUUAUCAAGAUGACAUAUCAGCUGGGAAAAGAAGCAACGUGUUCAACACUCGUGUAAUGAAGAGGUCUAAGGCACCUGAUUACCUGAAACGAAUAAUGAAGCGCAGUCAACAGAAAAAUCCUCCUCCUUCCAAUCAUGAGUAUAUGAAACGAAUUAUGAAACGAAAUGAAUAUCUUAAAAGGAUAAUGAAAAAAUCUGAUUCAUUUGACAUGCGUCUAAUGAAGAAAGCAGAUCCCUAUGAUAUGCGAUUAAUGAAGAAAGCAGAUCCCUAUGAUAUGCGAUUAAUGAAGAAAGCAGAUCCCUAUGAUAUGCGAUUAAUGAAGAAAGCAGAUCCAUUUGACAUGCGUCUAAUGAAAAAAGCAGAUCCUUAUGACAUGCGUCUCAUGAAAAAAGCUGAUCCCUUUGAAAUGCGAUUAAUGAAGAAAGCAGAUUCCUUUGACAUGCGCCUGAUGAAAAAAUCAAAUCCUAUUGAUAUGCGCCUGAUGAAAAAAGCAGAUCCAUAUGACGUCCGCCUGAUGAAAAAAUCAGAUCCUUAUGACAUGCGUCUCAUGAAAAAAGCCGAUUCCUUUGACAUGCGAUUAAUGAAAAAAGCAGAUCCCUAUGACCUGCGUCUAAUGAAAAAAGCCGAUUCCUUUGACAUGCGUCUAAUGAAAAAAGCAGAUCCCUAUGACCUACCUCUAAUGAAAAAAGCCGAUCCCUAUGACAUGCGCUUAAUGAAGAAGGCAGAUUCUCUUGAUGAGUAUGAUUCUGAAGAAAUUAUGCAAGACAAAACAGAGGAAUACUCUGAAGCUGAUUUAGAGGACCAGUUCUAUUUAGGUUUGAAUUGAGUUAAUGUGUCUGCUCUUGAAUUGUGAUAUCAAUAAAUAGAGAGAUGUAUGUGAAGUCCAGAAUUAAUAUUUAUGUUUAUUUAUGUCAUUUGUGUUGUCCUACUCAUUGUGCAAUAUAAAACACUUAUUAAUCAAUGCACUUUAAUACACUUAAUAAAGAGGCUGAGAACUAA
Molecule: messenger RNA, 1197 nt
Organism: Eurytemora carolleeae
Lineage: Eukaryota; Metazoa; Arthropoda; Copepoda; Calanoida; Temoridae
Exons: 7
Coding region: 2-1024 (340 amino acids)
Source: RefSeq, a predicted model, not a curated record